Molecule: messenger RNA, 2310 nt
Organism: Solenopsis invicta (red fire ant)
Lineage: Eukaryota; Metazoa; Arthropoda; Insecta; Hymenoptera; Formicidae
Exons: 5
Coding region: 649-1449 (266 amino acids)
Biological process (GO): regulation of transcription by RNA polymerase II
Cellular component (GO): transcription regulator complex; nucleus
Source: RefSeq, a predicted model, not a curated record
GCACUAUCGACUGUAUUUAUAGUUCUUCCUUGAAAAACAAGGAUUCCUUGUUAUUAUCUGUCUUUGUCUUACGUACUACGUUUUACCUUAUGCAAAACAAAGACAGACAGAAACAAAAAAAUCAUCAUUUUUUAAGGAGGGACUAUGAAUACAGAUGGAAUAUGAAGUAUAUGUCUGUCUAACCUAUAACCUAUAAUACAGACCUGUCUGCUUAGGGUGAUGGCAGAGAACGAGACGUAACUGACGUGACGUGACGUGACGUGACGUGACGUUGAGUAAGGCAGAGAAAAGUCGUAAAGACGUACGACGUGUUGUGUUAAAUGUCUGAUGAUCUAUUAAGUGCGCGGAGAGACGAGGUUAAUCCACAUUUUUCCCUGCUAUAUAUCCAUCCCUCGUAUAUACUACAAUUAUUACAAACGUACAUGUUUUUCUCGAUUGACGAGUUUUGUAUCUUAAAAAUAUUCCACUACUUUGAUGCAGAAUAGUAUUGCAUUAGAAUAACCUACAUGCAGCGAGCGAACUACAUCAACUACAACUUACUCAUUAAGCUAUCUCUGUACAGUUGCAUUUUUUUUCGGUCUCCCAAUCUUAUUUAUUUGCUUUUUCAGUAGAAUAUUUAGUUAUUGUGAAAAUGAUACAAGAACAAAAAUGUCGGAUCAUUCACAAUAUUGCCAAAUUUAUAAUGAUUCACUUGAAACGAGCACAGAUGACAAGCAAGAUAAUUGCGAUCCUGUGUUUAUUAAUGUUGAAGAAAAGCAAGGCGAUGAACUUCUGAUCGAGCUAUACCGAGAGCGAGUAUUUCUAUAUGAUAAAAGUAACGCCAAUUAUAAAAACUUUUUGAUGAAAGAAAAUGCUUGGAUAGAAAUAUCCAAAAUAAUGACUGAAACUAAUUGUGGUGACAUGUAUACUCCAUCCUAUUGUCAAAAAAGGUGCGUCUCAUUAAGGGACCAAUAUAACAGAGAGAAAAGAAAGCUAGAAAUUCAAUCUAAAAGUGGAAGUGGUGCAAGUAAAGCUAGUCAAUUUCCUUUCUUUUCGCAGUUAGCAUUCUUGGAUCGCGUAAUUAAAAGACGAAGAAGCUACACAAAUUGCACAAUAUCUGAACCAGUAAUUAAUGAAGAUGAUGACUUGUUACAAAGUGUUGCAAGUUCAUCGAACAGCGAAAAUAAAAAUGUAAAUAAGCAGCAUAUUGAUAACAAGAAAUAUUUUAAUAAAGAAAAUGUUGCACCAAAACACAAGAAGUGGAAAGUCGACGAAACAAAGGAGUUAGAGCAAUCAUUAGUUCAAAUGACCCAAAGAAUUUCAUCAUAUAUGGAAAACAAGUCUUCAACGGCACAUAACGCUUUUAUGGACUUUAUAAAAGUACAAUUUAGCACUAUUCCAGAAAAAGAAAAAAAUGCAAGACGAAAGAUGAUUAUGGAUGCUCUUACGAUGCCAUUAUCAGAACAAUAAGGAUCAUUUAAUUUAAGAAAUCUAUAUAGGGUGUAACUGGAAAAACAUACAUGGAGUAUACCACGAGAUACAGGCUAAGAAUUCAAAUCGAAGAGUCUCUCGCUAUUUUUUGAUCUGGAGUUUCUGUUCAUAGUUAUACAGUAUUAAAAUUUGCUAAUCAUCUUCCGUUUAUAGACGGCUUAUUUACAAAUUUUAAAACUGCAUAACUACGAACAAAGGUUCAGAUCAAAAAGUAAUUCAAGAUUUUUGACUUGGAUUUCUGUCCUAUAUCUCGUAGCAUCCUUCAUGUAUGUUUUCUUAGUUACACCGUCUAUAUAUUAUGUUGACAGCACAAAUAUAAACAUUAAUUUCCUUUUUUUGUUAUAAAGAUAUAACAUUAUGUUUCGAAGUUUUUAUUAGAGAAGAAAGAUGAUCAAAGAUAUACUUACUAUGCCAUUAUUAGAACAAUAAGGAUUAUAUAUUUUAAGAAAACUUAUCUUAAAAGUGCAAAUAGACAUUGUUUUUUUUUGUUGUAAAUAUAUAACAUUUUGUUUAAUUUUGAAUAUUUUAUGAAAAAAGAAAGAUGGUUAUAGAUACUCUUACUAUGCCAUUAUUAAAAUAAGAAUUAUAUAUUUUAAGAAAUAUUUACAUACAUUGUAAUUGUGACAGUACAAAUAGGUAUUAUUAUUUUUUUAUUGUAAAGAUAUAACAUUUAUAUUUUAUUUUAAAAUUUUUAUGAAACAAAAUAAUUACUAGUUUAUUUAAAAAAUUAUAUCAAACAGUAUUUGUGUCUGUGAUGUAUUAUACUCUUUUGAGUAUAAUUGACUGAGUAUAAAUGUAUAAUUUUAAUAGUUUUGUAAGACAUAUCAUAAAAAUAAAAUU